CCAGCCUGCGCGCCCUGGGUCCUCCUGGCACUAGGGCGCGAAGGCGGGAGACGCGGCCCGGCUCGGACCCUCUGCUGUGCUCCGCCUGCAGCCACUGCCGGCGCACCGCCUCCCGCGAAGUCAGGGAGCCGGUUUGCUGUCCCCACGGGACAGGAGCGGAAAGGCAGGGAGAAAUUCCGCCCUGUGGACGCCCGCCGAGUCCUUCAGUCCUUGCGCCCGCUCGUCGCUCCGCUCUUUGAGCGAAGAUGGUGGGGCCGACAGCCUCGGACGUGCCCCCGACGAUGCCGGUCAAGAUCUUCUCAGCUGGCGUGGCGGCCUGUGUGGCGGAUGUGAUCACCUUCCCGCUGGACACGGCCAAAGUCCGGCUCCAGAUCCAAGGUGAAUGCCAGACCUCUAGAGCCAUUAGGUAUAAAGGUGUCCUGGGUACAGUCACCACUCUGGCAAAAACUGAAGGGCCAAUGAAACUCUAUAGUGGGCUGCCUGCUGGUCUCCAGAGACAAAUAAGCUUUGCCUCUCUUAGGAUCGGCCUCUAUGACACCGUCCAGGAGUUCUUCAGCACAGGGAAACAAACAACAGCUAGUUUAGGAAGCAAGAUCGCAGCUGGUCUGACAACUGGAGGAGUGGCAGUGUUCAUCGGGCAACCCACAGAGGUCGUGAAGGUCAGACUUCAAGCACAGAGCCAUCUGCAUGGUCUCAAACCUCGCUACACUGGGACUUACAAUGCUUACAGAAUCAUAGCGACAACGGAAGGCCUGACAGGCCUUUGGAAAGGGACUACUCCCAAUCUGACAAGAAAUGUCAUCAUCAAUUGUACAGAGCUAGUUACAUACGACCUAAUGAAGGAGGCCCUUGUGAAAAAGAAGCUCCUAGCAGACGACUUACCCUGCCACUUUGUGUCAGCUCUUAUCGCUGGAUUUUGCACAACAGUCCUGUCCUCACCAGUGGAUGUGGUAAAAACCCGAUUUGUUAAUUCUCCACCAGGACAGUACACGAGUGUGCCCAACUGUGCCAUGACAAUGCUCACUAAGGAAGGACCGUUGGCUUUUUUCAAAGGAUUUGUACCUUCCUUCUUGCGACUCGGAUCCUGGAACGUCAUUAUGUUUGUGUGCUUCGAACAGCUGAAACGAGAACUGAUGAAGUCAGGGCAGACUGUGAACUGUGCCACAUAAUCAUCUUCAGGAAAAGGUGGUGACAUACCAGUGGGAAUCUUUGCUGACCGGAUAACUCAAAAACGAAAACAAUACACCUAUUUCCUUUAUUUCACCCUAAGCAGAUAAAGGAAUUCUGAUAGAGAGUUUUGGACUUUUUAAAGAAAAGUUAAUAUUUAUUUAUUGUGACUUUUAUUCUCCAUGUUUUUGGAAGGGGAAAGCAAAAUGCUCAGUAUGAACCCUGGUGCAUGCAAUGUGCAAAUAAGUGACUGCAUUUGAUUGGCUGUUUUGAGAGGGAGGGAGUCUUACGACUGAACAUGAAGAAAUUUAACAUGUUUUAAUUAUAACUCAAGUUGACAGGAGAGGAAAACUGAGUGGUGCAUUUUAUGUUUAUAAAUACUUAAACAUGAACAGUUAUCAAGGAAAAUGCUGCUAUUUCCCUUUAAUGUAUUAACCCAGUUGUCAGUUAAUAUAUCCAAUAAAGUACUGCUAAUACCU
This is a messenger RNA of Zalophus californianus (California sea lion), 1646 nucleotides long. It is a transcript of the gene UCP1, whose product is annotated as uncoupling protein 1. Gene Ontology annotation, molecular function: oxidative phosphorylation uncoupler activity. Gene Ontology annotation, cellular component: mitochondrial membrane. Gene Ontology annotation, biological process: response to cold; adaptive thermogenesis; mitochondrial transmembrane transport. Bases 246 to 1169 code for a protein of 307 amino acids. The record is from RefSeq and is a predicted model, not a curated record. NCBI's taxonomy places the organism in Eukaryota, Metazoa, Chordata, Mammalia, Carnivora, Otariidae. The transcript has 6 exons.